AAUUACUGAGAGCUGCACAAAAAGAACGAGAGAUAGUGUCAAACCAUCAAAACAAAAACACUCUCACAUUUCAGCAUUUGAGUGAAGUUUUUUUGUUCAUUUGAAAAAACACACUUUUGCACACUUUAUAUACGAAAAAUAGGUUGUAACAAAUCCAUUAUUAUGGAUCUACAAGAUACGGAUGGCAUUGAUUCGGACAAAUUUGUGAUAUUUCAACAAGAUGAUUUACAUGCAGAGAGUUUUCCACUCAUGAAGGAGAUUCGACGUUUGGGAAAACUGUGUGACGUCACGCUUAAAGUGGAAGAUCAAUCAUUCUCAGCACAUCGGGUGGUAUUGGCAGCAACAAUUCCGUAUUUCUACGCAAUGUUUACCCACGAUAUGGCCGAAAGUCGAGUCAAAGAAAUCACAAUGAAAGAAAUUGAUCCACAAGCGUUAGAGACGUUGAUAAAUUUUGCAUAUAGUGGAAUGGUAAAAAUUGACAACCAAAAUGUUCAAACUCUAAUGGUUGGAGCUGCUUUUUUACAAUUGAAUAAAGUUCGCGAUGCGUGUGCGGAUUUCUUAGUAUCACGAUUUCACUCGCACAACGUGCUAGGUAUAAGACAAUUUGCUGAUUCUCUAGGCUGUUCUCAAUUAGUAUCUGAAGCAGAGAACUAUAUACAUUCCAAUUUUACGAAAGUGUCAAGCUCUGAUGAAUUUCUAAAUUUGACCAUUGAUGAAUUAAUUGAUAUUAUUCGACGCGAUGAGUUGAAUGUACGAAAUGAAGAAAAUAUAUUUGAGGCAUGCAUGAGAUGGAUAAAAUGGGAUGAUAGUAGAAAAUCUUCGUUGCCAGAAGUAUUGUCCAAAGUACGAUUGCCUUUGUUAACACCACAAUUUCUUGCCGAUCGAGUCGCGACUGAAGAUUUGAUUCGUACUUCACACCAAUGUCGAGAUUUACUGGAUGAAGCAAAAGACUUUCAUUUGAUGCCUGAGCGAAGAGCACUAGUGCAAAGUUUUCGAACAAGACCACGUAAUUUUUAUGAUUCGUCAGUUGGUCAAAUAUUUGCUGUCGGUGGGCUUACAAAGAAUGGUGAUUCCGUUUCAACAGUGGAAAUUUAUGAUCCACUGACAAAGGAAUGGAAAAUGGGCGAAGCGAUGUCAAUGCUGCGAUCACGUGUUGGAGUUGCCGUUACGGGAGGGAAACUUUAUGCAUUUGGUGGAUUUAAUGGAUCGGAACGGUUAUCAACAGUAGAAGUGUACAAUCCAAAAACUAAACUAUGGUCACAAGGAAAAGCUAUGGCAAAAAGACGCAGUGCUGUUGGUGUAGCGGCACUCGAUGAUCGUAUCUAUAUCUGCGGUGGUUACGAUGGGUGUACUUCGCUCUCCACAGUUGAAUGCUAUUGCCCAAAAACUGAUUCAUGGUCGACGGUAGCACCGAUGAAAAAAUUUAGGAGUGCUGGAGGAGUUGCUGCUUUGGGCAAAUAUGUUUAUGCAUUGGGUGGUCACGAUGGUCUUUCAAUUUUCGAUUCAGUUGAAAGGUAUGAUCACAUUACUUGCAGAGGUGCGCACGCAUUUUUUUUUGGGGGGGAUAGCU
Molecule: messenger RNA, 1570 nt
Organism: Contarinia nasturtii (swede midge)
Lineage: Eukaryota; Metazoa; Arthropoda; Insecta; Diptera; Cecidomyiidae
Gene: KLHL18
Product: kelch-like protein 18
Exons: 13
Molecular function (GO): protein binding
Source: RefSeq, a predicted model, not a curated record